AUGCGAGCAGAGAACGAACCAAAGAAGAGAACAGCCAAAUCUAAAAUUUCCAAUUCCCUUCUUAACGCCGCAGAUUCCCUGUUACAAACCGCAGCUACUUUUUUCAAGAGUAAACAAGAUAGUGUCAAAACAGAUAAACCUAGGUUUGCGACUGCUGAAUCACCUUCAAAAGGGAAAUCCAAGCAGAAAGGCAAUUCGACCGAGACAAAUCAUUUUUCCCACCUUCCCUUUUAUCCGAGUCCCUACGUUCCAAACCCGAACAUCUCCAUAUCAAGCAGUCAGUAUACAUUAAAGGAUUUCGGAACCCAACCCACCAACCAAUACGAUUACGAUGACAUCAUUUAUCCCAUCCCCUUCAACUCUCUCUACAACCACAUCGACCUUCGAUAUGAGAACUUCGGGCAGCCAGACGCUCGAUUUCCUUCCUUCGUCCGCCUUGGCGGCGUGACUGAAGACGCUUUCAGAAACUCCGACCAUAUUUACGUGACAGGAAGCUCGGCGAAUCAUCUCUACUCGAACAUCAACACGAUGUAUUCGAUCAUUACGAGCGAUAUGAACUCGUCGAUCGUGUUUGUGGAUUACGGACUGGACAACGUCACGCUGAGCGAGUUAAUCAGCGAAAUGAAGGUGAUGAAGACCAUUCUGGACGCGCACCAUUCCACAGCGCUGCUGUACUAUCGCAAGUUCGACUUUGCGCACUUCCCUGCGUGGUUUGAUUUGUCGGAUCGACAGGUUCGAGGCGGAUACUCGUGGAAAGUGAUCUCUUAUUUCGAUGUGUUGAUGGAAACGAAGCGGAUCGUGUCGUGGUCCGAUGGAGGGAAUAUUGUCUCCACGAAUCUGAAGAAUGAAAUGUAUCGUGUUCAUAUGUUCGGGUUGUACACGCCGUAUUCGGGAGACAGUUUGCAGCAGUGGUUGCACGGGAAAUCGCAGCGCUUUUUGGGAGCCAAUAAGAUGAUUCGGAAGAUUAUGCUGGGGAAAGGGAUGUGCACAGGCGGCUAUUUGUGGAUUAACUACAAUAACGAGACGGUGAUGAACAAUGUGAUCUUCCCGCUGGUUCAGUGCGCCUACACGCGCAGAUGCAUCUCUCCGAUUGGAAGCACGCGGAAGAAUCAUCGGCAGGACCAGGCGAUUUUGACGGCGUUGGUGCAUAGUGCGAAGAUUCCGCAGUGCUGCCAGGGAUGGUAUAAGACGUACACGAUGUUCCAUCAGGAUUGCUUGCCCGAUGCGUGUAGGAGUCGGAGAGAGAGGAUGAAGGAGCGGCUGAUGAAGAAGUGA
Molecule: messenger RNA, 1275 nt
Organism: Blastocystis hominis
Lineage: Eukaryota; Bigyra; Opalinata; Blastocystidae
Exons: 4
Coding region: 1-1275 (424 amino acids)
Source: RefSeq, a predicted model, not a curated record